Molecule: messenger RNA, 3129 nt
Organism: Linum trigynum
Lineage: Eukaryota; Viridiplantae; Streptophyta; Magnoliopsida; Malpighiales; Linaceae
Source: the annotation of a GenBank genome assembly
AUGGGGAGCAAGGUCAGUGACGAGCUGCUCACCACCGUCCGAGCAAUUGUCGGAUCCGGGUUCUCCGACAUGGAUAUAAUCAGAGCUCUGCACCUCGCCAACCACGACCCAACAGCCGCUAUAAACAUUAUCUUCGACACGCCCAACUUCAAUUCAAAACCCAAGUUUCAAUCUCCGAGAGCUUCCAUUUCAAGCCCCAGUCCCGGGCCUAAACCUAGUUCUGCUGAACAUAGGAGAGCGGAGAAGGAGAACGGUGGGAGUCGUGAUUUGGUCGGCGAUGUGGGUGUCAGUCCGAGAGGGAGGGAAUCGGGGGAUGGAGUUGAUGAGAGAGUGAGGUUGUCAGGUUCGAGUUCCGUUUCAGGUGUACUUGGCGGUGAGUGGUGGUGUUUGGGAAAUGGGGUGGUUGCAGGGUUGUCGACGAGUAAAGGGAGGAAAAUCAAGGCUGGCGAUGAGGUUAUGUUUACUUUUCCAGUCAACAGGAAGAGCACGGCUUCGGCUGCGAAGGGGUUUGGAAAGGGAAGACAGGCGGCUGCCGCUUGUUCAGAGAUAGUGAGGUUUUCUACCGUAAAUGGUGGGGAGAUUGGUCGAAUACCGAAUGAGUGGGGUAGGUGCCUUCUUCCACUUGUGAGGGAUAAGAAGGUUAAGAUAGAAGGGCACUGUAAGUCUGCUCCGGAGAUACUUGGAAUCAUGGGUACAAUUGAAUUAUCAGUAAGUGUUUACAUCAAUAGUGCCAUGUUCCACAAGUUUCAGCAGACCUCACUGAAAGUAGCCAGCAGUACCACUGAAGAAACAGUUGUUCAUCCCCUUCCAAAUUUGUUCCGGUUACUUGGUCUAACUCCUUUCAAGAAGGCUGCAUUUACCCCUGCUGACUUGUGCACUAGGAAGCGGCCUUUGCUCUCAAAGGAAAGUUCUGGUCUUCAUGCAUCAUUAGUGCGUGUCAACAAGUCUAAAAGUCAGCUGAAAAAUGAAAAUGAUACGGAGGAUGAGGAGUUCAUUUCAGAGGCUGAUCUUGAUCAGAUUGUUGGAGUAGGACAAAGCGACGAGUUAAAGGAAAUGGAUCCUCCUGCUACGCUUCAGUGUGAACUUCGUCCCUACCAAAAGCAGGCCUUGUACUGGAUGAUGGAGCUUGAAAGAGGGAAUUGUGCUGACGAGGCAGCAACAACACUUCAUCCUUGUUGGGAGGCUUAUCAUAUAUCAGACAAGAGAGGGCUUGUCAUCUAUUUGAAUGCAUUUUCAGGUGAAGCAACUGUUGACUUCCCAAGCACUCUUCAGAUGGCUAGAGGAGGAAUUCUAGCGGAUGCAAUGGGACUUGGGAAGACUAUAAUGACUAUAUCUCUCCUACUCAGUCAUCCAGAAAAGUCUGGGUCAUCGAGUAGUAAAUCUUUUAGUCAGACUUCCAGUGAAAUUGAGGCAUUUAGUGAUGCUUCUGAACAAUUAUCGAGUCCCUUUAACAAGAAAACAAUUCUAGGUGAUAAGGUGACAAAGCAGAGAAAGUCACUCAGCUAUGGUGGUAAUCUGAUCAUAUGUCCUAUGACUCUUCUGGGACAGUGGAAGGCAGAGAUAGAGACCCAUGCAAAGCCAGGUUCUCUUUCUCUAUACUCUCAUUAUGGACCAAGUAGAGCGAAGGAUGCGAAAAUGCUGGCACAAUACGACGUAGUAGUAACCACGUAUGGUGUUUUGGCUUCUGAGUUUUCUGCUGAGAAUGCUUCUGAGAAUGGUGGUCUUUACUCGGUUUGCUGGUUUAGAGUGGUUCUUGAUGAAGCACAUACCAUUAAAUCAUCAAAGAGCCAGAUAUCAGUGGCUGCUGCUGGUCUGACUGCCGAUCGGCGCUGGUGUCUCACAGGGACGCCCAUCCAGAAUAAGUUGGAAGAUCUCUACAGUCUACUUCGGUUUUUGAAGGUGGAACCUUGGGAGAAUUGGGCAUGGUGGAAUAGACUCAUUCAAAGGCCGUACGAUGAGGGUGAUGAGAGAGGUCUAAAGUUGGUCCAGUCUAUUCUGAAGCCUAUUAUGCUCAGGAGAACAAAGUCAAGCACAGAUCGAGAUGGCAGGCCAAUCAUAGAUCUCCCUCCAGCUGAUAUUCAGGUGACCUAUUGUGAACUGACAGAAACUGAAAAGGACUUCUAUGAUGCCCUCUUUCGAAGAUCCAAGGUAAAGUUUGAUCAAUUUGUUGAGCAAGGCAGGGUUCUGCAUAAUUAUGCUUCAAUACUGGAGUUGUUGUUGCGUCUUCGUCAAUGCUGUGACCAUCCAUUUCUUGUAAUGAGUCGAGGUGAUACACAAGAAUUCUCAGAUAUGAACAAGUUGGCUAAGCGUCUCCUGAAAGGUGGCCAAAGUAUCCUGCAGGGAACUGACCCGGGUGCUCCUUCGGUGGCAUAUGUCCAAGAAGUUGUAGAUGAACUCCAAAAGGGAGGAGAGGGGGAGUGUCCAAUUUGUCUUGAAGCGUUUGAAGAUGCAGUAUUGACACCUUGUGCUCACCGGCUAUGUCGAGAAUGUCUCUUGUCAAGUUGGAGAAAUGCAAGUUCUGGUCUAUGCCCUGUUUGUAGGAAAGCUGUGACUAAGCAAGAGCUUAUCACUGCUCCAACAGACAGUCGGUUUCAGAUUGAUGUUGAGAGAAACUGGAUUGAAUCGACCAAAGUGACCACUCUCUUGAAAGAACUUGAAGCUCUUCGUCCUUCCGGUUCUAAGAGCAUUCUUUUCAGCCAGUGGACUGCUUUUCUGGAUCUGUUACAAAUCCCACUUACAAGGAGUAACAUUUCCUUCCUACGCCUUGAUGGGACCCUGAACCAGCAGCAGCGUGAAAGAGUGAUAAAACAGUUCUCCGAAGAUGAUAGUAUAAAGGUAUUGCUGAUGUCCCUGAAAGCUGGAGGGGUAGGGAUCAAUCUAACAGCAGCAUCCAAUGCCUUCGUUAUGGAUCCAUGGUGGAAUCCAGCAGUAGAGGAACAAGCAGUAAUGCGGAUACAUCGCAUUGGACAAACAAAACCAGUAAUGAUCAGGCGUUUCAUUGUCAAGGGGACAGUUGAGGAGAGGAUGGAGGCAGUUCAAGCACGCAAACAUCGGAUGAUAUCUGGUGCCUUAACUGAUCAAGAAGUCCGGAGUGCACGAAUCGAAGAGUUGAAGUUGCUUUUUACAUAA